AUCAUUUCAGGGACCAUGAUUCCCAUCACAGCAGCAGCCUCAGAAAAAUGGGGGACGACAACAUUCCCAUAAAAUUUGGCAUCAUAGGAUGUGCUGAGAUUGCCAGAAAAGUCUCCAGAGCCAUCAAUUUAUCUCCCAACUCAACUCUCCACGCCAUCGCUAGCCGUUCGAUUGAAAAAGCGAAACAAUUUGCCUUAAAAAAUGGCUUAUCGGAGACCGUUAAGAUCUACGGGAGCUAUGAUCAGUUGCUGGACGAUCCACGGAUUGAUGCUGUGUACCUGCCUUUGCCAACUAGCCUUCAUGUGCAAUGGGCAGUCUUGGCUGCUCAGAAGAGGAAGCAUUUGCUGAUGGAGAAACCGACGGCUCUUGAUGUGGAGGAGCUUGAUCAGAUAUUGGAUGCCUGUGAAUCCAACGGUUUGCAGUUCAUGGAUGGGACUAUGUGGCAUCAUCACCCAAGAACUGCUAAAAUGAAGGAAUUGGCAUCUGAUCCUCUGCUUUUUGGACAACUCAAAUGGAUCCACAGCAGUUCAACGUUUACCAGUGCCCCAGAAUUUUUUGAAAACAACGUAAGAGUAAAGCCAGACAUGGACCCGCUCGGUGCUCUUGGUGACACGGGCUGGUACUGCAUUGGAGCCAUCUUGUGGGCAAUGAACUACCAACUACCAACAACUGUAGUUGCUCUGCCUGCAACAGCUCGAAAUUCAGCUGGAGUCAUCUUGUCCUGCAGCGCCUCUCUACACUGGGACACAGAACAAAUUGCCGCGACAUUUCACUGCUCUUUCCUGUCACAUGAAUCCAUGGACUUGGCCUUAUACGGAUCCAAUGGAUCGCUCCAUGUCGAAGACUUCAUCAUCCCUUAUGAAGAGAAUUCAGCUUUUUUUGACUUCACAUCGGGUGCUAAGUUUGUGGAUCUCCAUAUUGGGUGGAAUGUGAAGCCCCAAAGAGUUCAAGUGGCUUCUCAGCUUCCCCAAGAGGCUCUAAUGGUCCAAGAAUUUUCUAGGCUGGUCAAGGGCAUUAGGGAUUCUAAGAGCAGCCCAGAUAGUAAAUGGGCAAAGAUUAGCAGAAGUACUCAGUUGGUAAUGGACGCAGUAAAAAAGUCCAUUGAUCUUGGUUUUGAACCUGUUUGCUUGUAAAUUAUAUGCAACAAAUAGUGUACUAAUAUUCCAAAAUUGAAUAACUGAAUGUUCCCCAUGAGGGGAAGGUUCAUAUUGAAAAUUAUAAUUCCAUUCCAUUCUAGCUCGUGCUUAUAAAAUAGGAUUAAUUACA
This is a messenger RNA of Camellia sinensis, 1266 nucleotides long. RefSeq names its product putative oxidoreductase At4g09670. The record is from RefSeq and is a predicted model, not a curated record. NCBI's taxonomy places the organism in Eukaryota, Viridiplantae, Streptophyta, Magnoliopsida, Ericales, Theaceae. Gene Ontology annotation, molecular function: nucleotide binding.